AUGCGCACCGCACAGUUCCCAAGUGCAGGCAUCGUUGGAAACAUGAGCCUGAUGGGAUGGCUGGACAAAUGCAUAUAUCCAAUGGAAGCAUCCAUGUCCGAUCUGUUCGAUGCACGCCGUGUUUACAGUCGUUGUGUCUCCCGCGCCCUCGCACACGGCAUAAAGGCUGCCGCAUAUCACGUGGCGCUCGACGUUGAAGCCACCAAGCUGCUUGCAGACAUAUGUCUCGCAAAGGGGCAGCGCGCCCUAGUCGGCCGGGUGUGUAUUGAUUCAAAUAUCUGCCCCGAGUGGUAUCGCGACGAGAGCCCACACAACGUGAUUCGGAAGAGCAAGGAGGUUGUCGACUGCCGCCACGAAACCAUGUGCGAGUUAGCCAAACUCCAGCAGGAGAACGGUGCUAUGGCCCAGACACAUGUCUCCGAGAACAUGGGCGAGGUGCUCCUCGUCAAGGAUAUGUUCUCGAGCUCGCAGCACUACGUCGAUGAAAAACGCAUAGUGAAGCAGGGUGGCGCUAAGAUCGCCCAUUCGCUUCUAGAUGUUUUCUUCGGAUCCAGCGAUUUGUUUGACGUCAAGUCAAUUGAGAGUUAUCAUCUCGUUCCAUUUUGA
Messenger RNA from Lasiodiplodia theobromae, 606 nucleotides. RefSeq names its product Guanine deaminase. Gene Ontology annotation, molecular function: guanine deaminase activity; zinc ion binding. NCBI's taxonomy places the organism in Eukaryota, Fungi, Ascomycota, Dothideomycetes, Botryosphaeriales, Botryosphaeriaceae. The record is from RefSeq and is a predicted model, not a curated record. Gene Ontology annotation, cellular component: cytosol. The transcript is spliced from 3 exons. Gene Ontology annotation, biological process: guanine metabolic process. The coding region runs from base 1 to 606 and encodes 201 amino acids.